Molecule: messenger RNA, 2763 nt
Organism: Phycodurus eques (leafy seadragon)
Lineage: Eukaryota; Metazoa; Chordata; Actinopteri; Syngnathiformes; Syngnathidae
Gene: wdr89
Product: WD repeat domain 89
Exons: 3
Coding region: 150-1283 (377 amino acids)
Molecular function (GO): protein binding
Source: RefSeq, a predicted model, not a curated record
UUGUCUUCCAUGCGCAUUUUGGUCUUCUAAAAUUAUUUUGUUGGGUUUUUGUCCUACUUACACUUGUUUACUGUUCACUUUUUUCAUCUUUAUUCGUCUUCAUGCGAGUAUAAAAGUUCAGAAAGACAUCGCGGUUCUCGGACGUGAGGAUGGAAGUCUUGGAGGACAAGUUUGUCAGCUUGGCGCUGGCUGGCCGCUGUGCUCCAGACGACGCCACCUACCUCCUGGAUGUGGCGCUGCACCCCGUCGGCGCCGUGCUGGCGGUGUCGUGUUCCAACUUGGCGCUGCGUCUGCACGACGAGGCCACGCUGCGCCUCGUGGGCGAGUAUCGCGGGCACGCCGGUCGCGUGUGCGGCCUGACCUUCGCUCACGCGCGCCCCGAUCUCCUCUACUCUGCGUCGGUGGACGGGACUGUCCGGGCCUGGGAUGUCCGCCGCCCGGGGACGGACGCCGCCCAAGUGUUCCGCGGCGACCCGUCGCACAGCUUCUGUAGCUUCGACCUGAGCUGCGGCGAUGCGCUGCUCUGCGCCGGCACUUCGCUGGACGACGAAGACAGCCUGUUGGUGUUCUGGGACAGCAGGAAGCCCGGCGUUGCCCCGCUGGGCAUCUACUCCGAGUCGCAUAGCGACGAUAUCACUCAGGUGCGCUUCCACCCGCGCGACAAGGACCGGCUGGCGUCCGGCUCCACCGACGGCCUGGUGAACGUGUUCGACGUGCGGCGCGGGUCCGAGGAGGAGGCGCUGCUGUGCACGUGCAACAGCGAGUCGUCGGCGGCGUCAGUGCGCUGGGCGGCGGCUGACGGGAGCCGUUUGCUGUGCCUCAGCCAUGACGAGGGGCUGCACCUGUGGGACCUCCGGCAGCUGGACACCGAGCGACCGCUCGCCGUCUUCAGCUGCCCGGACGUCCGGCGCUCGGAAGUCAAGCCGGACGGUCGGGGCCCGGAAUACCUGGUGGGCGGGGCCUGGCUGGAGGGGGCGGGCCAGCUGCUGGUGGUGGGCGGGGACAGGGGCGGCGACGUUCAGCUGAUGGAGUGCGACGACGAGGGGCUGCGUCUCCUCGGGACCCUCCGCGGGGGACACGCCUCCACCGUCAGGUGCUUUGUGUGGGACGAGGCCCGGGGGGCGCUGGUCACCGGGGGGGAGGACGCGCAGCUGUUGCUAUGGAAACCGGGAGGGGAAGAGCAAGACGCGGGGAAGAAGAAGGACAGGAAAAGUUCUUCUGUUUUAAAACUAAAAUCGGGACCUCACAAAAAACACAGCUACACGAAGAAGCCACCGUACUGACAAAAUGUAUGACAGAAAAUAGUGUCCGGUUGGAACUCAAACCCCUCCUUUGUACAGUAGUUGACAGCCUGGUCCACAAUUGGCCGCUGUUGUUUGCUGGCGCUGUGGCGGAAUCGACGGGGAGAGACUGGUACAUGCAUUUCUGGGUUGUGCCGCUGCUUGUCAAAGAUAAACGACUACUAGAUCUGGCAAACAGUUGUGCCUAUGUAGCGGCCAUGUUGGCAGGGGGGCGAUGUUCCCAUCAAAGACAAUGCAAGGACAAUAGCUUAGCGUCGCCGUAAUUACGCAGUUGAAAAGGGGCAUGUCAAAGCCACCUAUUCAAAUCGAUGGCUGGUGUUUACACGGGCGCUCAUCGUGUCGUCUCGCAAACAUUCUAUACUGAUUUUGGUGCCGUCUACAGUUGUUUUCUGUCAGGCCCUUCUCUAUGGCAUCCAGUUGUAACGGAGGUGAAAAAAGGAAGCGCACAAACUCGUGAAACUAUGUAUAUUUUGGAAAAGUACAAAACAAUAAUUUUGUUAUUUUUAGGCCAUGAAAGAAAGUGCUACAAUUUAACAGAAAAUCAGCUUUAAAGGACGACCCUUCCCCCCUAUUAGUCCGUUAAAUUGAGGUUCCGCUGUACUUAUAUUUCUGUCAGACUACUACUCACAUGUUUAAAUUAUGUUUGGAUUUGAAAUACUUAAUCAUAUGUUUUAAAAUACAUUUUAACUGUGAAAAAAUAUUCAUAAUUCACAAGGCGACACAUGCCAAACAGAUAUCAUUCACAUACAAGGUGAAUAAUAUUGGACUGAGGACUCAUCCCUGUGGAACUCCGCUUGUUACUUUGAUUAGGUCUGAUUUGACUUAAAGCUAUAGUAUGGAACUUUUGGUGCCCCACAAGCUUGAAUUUUGCACUACAACAAAAGAACAGAGCCGUUGGUUCAAUAUGAUGUAGGCAAUGCAUGUUAUGCCCCUUAUAUGUGAUUCUACAAAAAUUUUACUAUGUUUUGAAGGACAUGCAGCCUUUAAAAAAAAAAUAAAAAAUAUAUUUUUUUCUGUGGCAUCAUUUGCAGUGCACCACCAAAUGAAUAGGGCAUUCGCAAAAUAAAAAAAUAUAAAUAGAGCAAGAUGUUAGAGGAGGUGAAUGGCUUACUCAGCAGUAUCUCCUGUAGUAGUGGCUUGGGAGAAAAUUACUUUUUUAAACAAAAAAGUUGUGGCUUGUAUCUUUAAUAUAACAGCCCAAAUUGUUUUUUUUAUUCAAAAGGUAGUCAGUAAGCCAUAUUUGUGCUUUUCCUUUGACUCUAUCGCUUUCUAAUUUUCUCAUCAGUAUAGUGUGGUUUUCAGUGAAGACUCUUAAUUGUCCAUACUUGUGGAUGUUUUUUUGUUUUUUUUUGUCUGAAUAUGCCCUGUGAUUGGCUGACAACCUGUUCAAGGUCAACCUUGCCUAGUUGUCAAAGUCAGCAAAAUUCAAGUUUUAGGCUUGAACAUUUGUACUUUGAAGACU